Messenger RNA from Cajanus cajan (pigeon pea), 582 nucleotides. RefSeq lists its product as uncharacterized. NCBI's taxonomy places the organism in Eukaryota, Viridiplantae, Streptophyta, Magnoliopsida, Fabales, Fabaceae. The record is from RefSeq and is a predicted model, not a curated record.
GUCAACAGAAAGAUAAACGGAGCCUCUAUAAAAAACGGUUCAUCUUCCCCAAUCUCAAGACCCUAGAUUGCUAGAGAGCUCGUUCGUCAUUUCUUCUAAGCCUCAAAUCUCACAAUCCAUUACCUGACCCAUCGCCUUUAUCCAAGAUGUCAGAAGAAGCACCAUUCAGACCACGUGAGAAGCUUAUUGAGAAGCAAAAAUAUUUCCAGAAUAUCCCCAAGCAUACCUACUUGAAGGGACCCCUUGAUAAGGUUACGUCCGUGGCCAUACCACUGGCUUUGGCUGCAUCAUCACUUUAUCUGAUUGGACGAGGGAUCUAUAAUAUGUCACAUGGAAUCGGAAAGAAAGAAUGACAUGGGAAUUUCGGAUUGAGGAUGUGGGUGUUUUGCCACAUAAGCCAAGCAGAACCUUCUUAAUAUGGACAAGUGGUUUUUUUAGCAUUUAUGUUUUUUCUCCUAAUAAAAUUGCGUAGUUGCAGACUUUGACCAUCAUUGGGGGUUUAUAACUUGAAUGAAAGUGUAUUAUUUUUUUUGUAUGUUUUAUAUAAUCAAUCGAGUGAAUUAGCUCAAAUUGCUGGUUUCC